AUCAUAGGACAGAUUUAGAAAUAGAAGAAAAGGAUGAAGAAACAAAAGCACUUGAAGCACUUCUUUCUAAUAUAGCCAAGCCAGUGGUAUCAGACAUUCAGGCAAGAACAGCACAGCUUAUGUGGUCCCCUCCAUCCAGUGAUGCCAGAGAAGACACCGACAAGAAUGACCUACCAGAUGUUUAUAUUUACGAAGUGAUGAUUUCAAAUACCGGAAAAGAUGGAAAGUACAAAACUGUAUACGUUGGAGAAGAAAAUAAAGUUACUGUAAAUGAUCUCAGGCCAGCAACUGAUUACCAUGCAAAAGUCCAAGUAGAAUGCAACUGUGUAAAGGGGAGCCCUUCAGAAGCAGAGAGUUUUACCACAACGAGUUGUGAACCUGAUACUCCAAAUCUGCCCAGGAUAACUAAUCGGACCAAAAAUUCUCUUACUCUGCAGUGGAAGGCAUCUUGUGAUAAUGGUUCUAAAAUCCACAGUUACCUUUUAGAAUGGGAUGAAGGAAAAGGAAAUGGAGAAUUUUGCCAGUGUUAUUAUGGGCAACAGAAGCAGUAUAGGAUUACUAAACUGUCACCAGCAAUGGGGUACACCUUUAGGCUAGCAGCCAAAAAUGACAUGGGAAUGAGUGGUUUUAGUGAAGAAGUCCUGUAUCAUACCUCAGGCACUGCCCCAACCACACCAGCAAGUCCUUUGCUGAUUAAUGCUGGAGUUACUUGGUUAACCCUACAGUGGACAAAACCCUCAGGAACACCAUCAGAUGAAGGAAUCUCGUAUAUAUUAGAGAUGGAGGAUGAGAACUCAGGAUAUGGUUUCAAGCCAAAAUAUGAUGGUGACGACCUUACCUACACAGUGAAGAAUUUGAGGCGUAGUACAAAAUACAAAUUUAGGGUCAUUGCCUAUAACUCAGAAGGGAAAAGCAGUCCAAGUGAGACAGUAGAAUACAUAACUUGUCCAGACAAGCCUGGAGUACCUUCAAAACCCACAGUGAAAGGAAAAAUUCAUGCACAGAGUUUUAAAAUAAUCUGGGAUCCUCCAAAAGACAAUGGAGGAGCAGCAAUAAAUACAUACGUUGUGGAAAUGUCUGAAGGCCUAAGUGGAAACAAAUGGGACACAAUAUACAGUGGAGUUGCCAGGGAACAUGUGUGUGACCGACUCAAUCCUGGUUGUUCCUAUCGCUUACGUGUAUAUUGUGUUGGGGAAGGAGGACAAAGCACGGCAUCCGAUCCUUUACUAGUGCAGACACCAGCAGUGGUUCCUGGUCCAUGCCAGCCUCCAAGGCUACAGGGUAGACCAAGAGCAAGAGAAGUUCAGCUGCGCUGGGGACCACCUCAGGUAGACGGUGGUUCACCCAUUACCUGUUACGGUCUGGAAAUGUCUCAGACAGAAACUGAUGAACACAGAGAGGUUUACCAAGGCUCUGAUGUUGAAUGCACAGUAGGCAGCCUUCUUCCAGGGAGGAUGUACAACUUCAGACUGCGAGCGGCUAACAAGGCUGGGUUUGGACCUUAUUCGGAAAAAUGUGAAAUAACUACAGCACCUGGACCACCAGAUCAGUGCAAGCCCCCUCAAGUGGCAUGCAGAUCUGCUGCAUGUGCUCAGGUGUUGUGGGAGGUUCCAGUGUGUAACGGAGCUGACAUCACAGAGUAUCGACUGGAGUGGGGCGGUGUGGAAGGAUGCAUGCAGAUCUCUUAUUGUGGGCCUGGGCUCAACUGUGAAAUGAAAGGGCUUUUGCCUGCCACGAUAUACUAUUGCAGGGUUCAGGCAGUGAAUGUUGCAGGUGCAGGCCCUUUCAGUGAAGUAGUGGCAUGUAUGACUCCAGCCUCUGUACCUGCAGUUGUGACUUCUCUUCAGGGACUAAGUGAAGAUGAAGUUGAAAGUCCACACUAUUCUCCUUCCACAUGCCUUGCUGUAAGCUGGGAAAAACCUUGUGACCAUGGAUCUGAAAUCCUUGGCUACAGCAUAGACUUUGGAGAUAAGCAGCCAAUAACUGUUGGGAAGGUUCUAAGCUAUAUUAUAGAUGGCUUACAGCCAGAUACUACCUACAGAGUACGAAUUCAAGCCCUAAACAGUCUUGGAGCGGGUCCUUUCAGCCACACCAUAAAACUGAAAACAAAGCCUCUCCCACCAGAUCCACCUCGCCUGGAGUGUGCUGCAUACAGUUCUCAGACUCUCAAGCUGAAAUGGGGAGAGGGAACUGCAAAAUCAUUAACUGACUCCAUUCAGUACCACCUUCAAAUGGAGGAUAAGAAUGGAAGGUUUAUAUCCUUAUACAGAGGACCAUGUCAUACAUACAAAGUACAAAGACUCAGUGAGUCAACAUCAUACAAAUUUUGUAUUCAGGCAUGUAAUGAAGCUGGUGAAGGUCCCCUUUCUCAAGAAUAUGUUUUCACUACUCCCAAAUCUGUUCCAGCUGCCUUGAAAGCACCAAGGGUAGAGAGAAUAAAUGAUCACACUUGUGAAAUCACAUGGGAGGUUCUGCAGCCCAUGAAGGGUGAUCCAGUUAUCUACUGUCUUCAGGUCAUGGUGGGAAAAGACUCAGAAUUCAAGCAGAUUUAUAAGGGUCCAGACUGGUCAUUCCGAUACACAGGCCUCCAGCUGAACUGUGAAUACCGUUUCCGCGCGUGUGCCAUUCGACAGUGCCAAGAGACAGUGGGUCAUCAGGACUUGAUAGGCCCCUACAGUGCACCAGUGCUAUUCAUCUCUCAGAGGACUGAACCACCGGCAAGCACCAACAAGGACACUGUGCAGACCACAAGGACACAAUGGUCACAGAGUGACCAAGUGUGUGCUGCUGUCAUCCUUGCACUUUUUGCUAUCUUUUCCAUUCUGAUUGCCGUCAUCAUUCAGUACUUUGUAAUAAAGUGAAGAAA
Messenger RNA from Antrostomus carolinensis (chuck-will's-widow), 2866 nucleotides. It is a transcript of the gene FNDC3A, whose product is annotated as fibronectin type III domain containing 3A. The record is from RefSeq and is a predicted model, not a curated record. The annotation marks the transcript as partial. NCBI's taxonomy places the organism in Eukaryota, Metazoa, Chordata, Aves, Caprimulgiformes, Caprimulgidae. Gene Ontology annotation, molecular function: protein binding. The transcript has 21 exons.